AUGCGAUCCUACGCCACCUCGUUGCUUCUCUUUGGUCUUCUUGCCCCUUCUCGCGCAGCGACUGUGGCACAUGACUUACGGGAGGAAAUAGCGGCUAGAGACUGCUGUCAGACGUUGCAGAGCCAGUUAGGCCCGACAGCGGUUCUGUUCCCCGGUUCAGCGGGCUUCCAACAGCUCGUGAACUCGUACUACAGUGCGCAAGAGUCAGAGAUCAUCUCCCAAUGUCGCGUCAGUGCGCAUAGUGCUCAGGAUGUUUCCGACGCCAUCAAGAUUAUCACCAAGGGCGGCUGCAAGUUCUCUGUUCGCUCUGCUGGGCACAUGACUUGGGCUGGCGCCGCCAACAUUCAAGCCCCCGGUGUCGCCAUCGAUUUGAAGCAGAUGAACGGAGUCAAUGUCUCUGCGGACAAGAAGGUAGUCAGCUUGGGUCCAGGAGGAUCUUGGGGCCCCGUCUACGAUGCCCUUGACCCCUUCAACAUCACCGUUGUCGGUGGCCGUUCGAACACCGUCGGUGUCGGCGGAUUCAUCCUUGGGGGCGGCUUUUCAAACCUUUCCCCUGCCCACGGCUUCGCAUCUGACAACGUCGUCAACUACGAAGUCGUCCUCGCAGACGGCCGUAUCGUGAACGCCAAUAAGACUUCCAACCCCGACCUCUUCCACGGUCUCAAGGGAGGGAGCACCAACCUCGGUAUCAUCACUCGUUACGAUGUCAACGCCUUCCCCCUUACCCCUAAGUGGGGUGGAAGCAGGGGUUACAACGUCUCCCAGGGCCCGGCCAUCUUCGAUGCUAUGAUCAAAUUCAUCAAGAAGCUCCCCCAGGAGCCUCUCGGCGGCGGAUCCGUCGUUUGGGGAUACAGCGAGGAUCUGAAGAACGACACCAUCUUUGGUUCAUUCGCCUACCUGGGUGCCGAUGCCACAGAGUCCAAGGCCCAGCUCUUCUCCGAGAUGCUCGACGUCCCGCCCACCUUCGACACCAUUCGCACCAACACCGACCAGCAAUGGCUCGACAGCGAGGUUGACGUUGCAUUCCCAGGCGGCCUGAGACGCAUUUUCUCGACUUUGACCCUCAAGGUGGACAGGGAAAUCGCUGAGGGCAUCUACCGGAAGAGCCACGACGCCUUCGCUGGCCUCGUAGGAAAGCCAGGCGUCUCGUGGACCGCUUCCUUCCAACCCAUUUCCAUCACCCAUCUCCAGGCUACUGAGCGGGCUGGCGGCACGCCACAGGGCUUGUCUCCCAAAGACGGUGACCUCAUCUUGCUCAACCUAAACACCGUCUGGGUCGAGGAAUCGGAUGACGCAGCGAUGCAAGCAGCUGUCCGCGAUGUCAUCAACUGGGGAACUAAAGAGGCCAAGAGGCGCAACGUGCUCCACCCUUGGCUCUACAUCAACUAUGCGCUGCCCGACCAGAAGGUCUACGAGUCGUACGGUAAAGCAAACGUCGAUGCGCUUCUCAAGAUCAAGAAUAAAUUCGACCCGAAGAACACCUUCGGAAAGCUCUGGAAGGGAGGGUUCAAACUAUAG
This is a messenger RNA of Pleurotus ostreatus (oyster mushroom), 1518 nucleotides long. RefSeq lists its product as uncharacterized. Bases 1 to 1518 code for a protein of 505 amino acids. Lineage: Eukaryota; Fungi; Basidiomycota; Agaricomycetes; Agaricales; Pleurotaceae. Gene Ontology annotation, molecular function: oxidoreductase activity; FAD binding. The record is from RefSeq and is a predicted model, not a curated record. The transcript has 4 exons.